This is a messenger RNA of Trichoderma gamsii, 1653 nucleotides long. RefSeq lists its product as hypothetical. Lineage: Eukaryota; Fungi; Ascomycota; Sordariomycetes; Hypocreales; Hypocreaceae. The transcript has a single exon. The coding region runs from base 1 to 1653 and encodes 550 amino acids. The record is from RefSeq and is a predicted model, not a curated record.
AUGGAUGGCUCGCUUCUUUUUGUAAACAAGACACAAACGUCCCGCGUCUUGUCGAGAAGCAAAGCCUGCGAACGAUCAGCCAUUUUGAGCCAUGUGCAGAAUAAGCGACGUAGACACGAAGCGGAAGCAUCGCAGUCAUUGAAGCCAUGGGCCAGACUCACCACCACUCUAUCGACGUCGGAUGUCUCGGAGAUAACGAAGACGGUGGAAGUGAAGCUGAAAUUUGUUGAUCACGAUGUGACGACUCAGUCUAUCAAAAUAUCAGCAGACAAGCAAAAGUGGCAGAAGCAUAGAGAGGUGACAGAAAAGAAGCUCUCACCGGCAACUACAGCAUCCAAAUCUUUGUCAAAGGCCCUGCAACCCUCCUACAACACCUCAGACCCCUUCCACUGCACCAUUGCUAGUCUGGAUGCGGGCACCCAUGCUAUCCUUCACAUAACCUUUUCUCACGCCUCACGAGUAAACUUCCUUGCCGAGUCUUUUGCACCGCCGGAGAAGCUACUGCAACACGCCCCAAUGAGGCACGACAGAAUGUUCCAGCUACGGCUGAAACGCUGCGUUGAGGACGAAAAGCUCAUAUACUCUACUCUUGCAUAUGGAUCUAGCCUCCUGGGUUGGACAAUGGGUCAUUUCCACUCUGGGAAGCAGCCGGAAUACUUUCUCGACAAGGCUCUUCGUGCUGUACGAGUCUAUCUUUCUACUCCCGGAUAUCUCGUCGACGAUUGGCUGCUUCUAUCCAUGUAUGGUCUUGCAAUCACGGAGAUGUGGAAUUGCCUGCCUAAUAUGUGGAGGCAGUUGCCAGAUAGACACGCCAUGGCCUCCAAACUGGGGUCUCGCGGCUUCUCUGCAUGUCGAAUGCAUCUCAAUACACUGCUUCAAGUUGUCGACUCUGCGGGCGGGUGGGAUAAAUUUGAUCCUUAUGUGCUGGACAGCGUGAUAUUGGCAGACAAGUUCAUGGCCAUCACUAGUCGAAAACCCCCCAUCAUUCCCGUGACAUGGGAUCCAGGGCCACUGCCCUCUGAGACUCUAGGAGAGUUUGGCAUCGCGGAAGAAGAGCUGUUGGUGGCGCUGCCUCAUCUUGGAACAGGCUUUCAAGCUGAGUCGCUUGCAGAAGAGCUUAACAACAUCCUGCGCGAUCUGGCUGCAUAUUGUCGUAUCGCCAGCACGGCGUGGUCGUAUUCUUCCACCAGACCUAACAUGGAAGGCUGGUUAUUUCGACGCUUCCAAGCAAUCUCGUAUCGUCUUCUCUGCUAUGCCCUCGAUCGAAACGCGAAGCACCUUGAGCGCUGCAUUUCUCUAGCUUCGCUGACCUUUAUUCUAACUUCCAUUCCAGCCAGAGGACCGCAAAUGAGUGCUCAGGACGUAACUUUGCAUCUAUUUGAUUUGCUCCAAGAAGAGCAGUUCGUCAUGGGAAAAGAGAGCGUGCCUGACGGCCUUUUGUUUUGGUUGCUGUUCAUGGGAUGCGUUGAUUCAGAGCCAAGUUCUCAUCGGCUGUGGUUUCUCGAGCGGAUGGCUGAUUAUUGUGAUAAAGAAGAGAUGACAGAGUCGAGCUUUGAAGAGAAAUUGGAGCCGUAUUUCUUUUUGCGAUCGCGGCAAGGUGCUCGAAUACCCGCUGUGCUUGAAUAUCUAGGAACCAUGGUCAAGGGGAGAUAA